Xyrichtys novacula (pearly razorfish) is the source of this 5677-nucleotide messenger RNA. The record is from the annotation of a GenBank genome assembly. Lineage: Eukaryota; Metazoa; Chordata; Actinopteri; Labriformes; Labridae.
UGGCAGUGUAGCUUAGCACGUUCACCAGGUAGCAGUAAAGGAAGUCAGUUCAUGCUAACUGGGGGCACAGAAAUAAAUACUCUAAAACACACUUGAACAUUUUCUUCAAUAUGUUUUUGUCGGUAUUUUUGUGGAUACCAUAAAAGGGUAAGUGUUCCUCUCGCUUCAUCACUAUCACGUAGUGGUAAUGAAGUAGAGUAGCGUUGUUAGCAAGCAUGUCUUUAUUUGUGGAUAUUAGAACUGUCAUUAUUUAGCCAUGACAUGCAAACAAACCACCAACUUCUUAUUUAAACACCAAUGAUUUGAUAUGGUUUUGUAACUGAUACUGUUCUGACUCUGUUUUUAGUGAGAGAUGGCAGUGGAACAAUUUGUGUCAAAGACACUCGAGCUCUUACAGGAGGAGAGGGAGGCUGAAAUAGAGGAGACCAGGUAUGCAAAAUAAAAUCAUCCAGUGAGACCUUACCUUACAGAGGUUACCUUAUUUUAUUUUCCAUGUAAUAAAAAGAAAGUAGAAAUGAAUUGGAUUAAAAAAAUACCGUCUGUCUACUGUCCUUGCAAGUAAACUGAUCAGCCAUAACAGAAUGACCACCCAUGCAAUUUCUAAGUACAAUCUAACAACAUCAACAACAGCUCUGCCAUAAUGGUCCUCUUUUAGGAAGCUUCCACAUGUUCAAUUUUUGUUUUCUGCAAAUGAAGAAAAGUAAAACAUGGACAUGAUAUCAGUCACAUUAUUCGACCACCACCACCCACCACUACUUGUCUAUAGACAGACAAUGAAGCAGAACUGUCUUUAAAGAGACCCUGAGCCUGCUGGACUUUGUUUGUAAUUUCAUUGAAUUUCUUAAAAUAAGUCUUUGGCCAAGCCUAUGAAGAUUUCUGCACGUUAUUGUAAAUCAAUCUAAAUAGUGAUUGCUAUCACUGUAGGGUUACAGUGUUUUUUUAUGAUCCUCCAGGAUAUGGCAGGAGAACAUCUCUCUCAAGGAUCUUCAAAAUAAAGGUGUUUGCCUGCUGAAGCUGCAGAUAGGAAGUCAGUCCACUGGCCUCUACGGUCGCACGGUUGUCAUUUUGGAGCCAAGAAAGCAUCUUGGCUUUUCAUCCCUACCAAGCAACAGCUUUGGACCUGGUGAGACAGCAGAGUCAAUAAAGGGUUUAUGAAUGUUUGUACUCUGUGAUUUUGGUGUUCUGUUUUUCUUGAUGUAAGGUUUUCAAUCUUUUCUUACAGGGGACAUAGUUGGUUUGUACGACACUGGCGGAUGCACUGCAGCUUCACAGAUAGGCACAGGAAUAGUGACAAGGGUCAGCCAGACUUCUAUUAGUGUGGCCUUUGAUGAUUCAAAGGAUGGCCUCAGCUUUGACGAUGAUGCUCUUUACAACCUGCUAAAGCUGGCUAAUGAUGUCACAUACAAACGAAUGAAACAGUAAGUUACAUUUGUUAAUUAUUGUAAUGACAGGUGAAGUUUAAGACCCUGAAAAAUCCUAUUCUCACUGUGUUUUGUGCUCGCAGGGCCCUGAAUGCUCUGAACGGAUACAGUAAUGGACCAGCUGGCAAUCUUAUAAAUGUUCUUUUUGGAGACACAAAACCUUCUUCUCAGUCACAGCCAAGUAAGUCACGUUUUACAGAACUUAAGGUCAUCUAGCGUUCUAUGUAUUUAAUGUAAUAGGUGCUACAUUAAACCCAAGUAUGCAGUAUGAGUUUGACAUCUUUCUAUACCUUCCAAAUCAGCAGAAAUCGCACAAUACAUGAACUGAUUCUGGGUAUUUUUCUAUGUUUCACCAGAUGAAGUAGAAUUUUUUAACUCCCACCUGGAUGAUUCCCAGAAGGAAGCUGUAACCUUUGCUCUGUCUCAGAGAGAGCUAGCUGUGAUUCAUGGGCCACCAGGCACGGGCAAAACCACAACAGUGGUUGAAAUCAUCCUACAGGCAGUCAAACAAGGCCAAAAGGUUAAGGAAGUUGAUUUUUAAUACCUGUGUUAUCACACUGAUUGGUUAACUAACUUACUGUGUUGCAUUUGGAGUUGCAGUUCCUUUUGCAUCAUCUUAGUCUAAAUGGUAUUCUGCCUCUCCUCAGAUCCUGUGCUGUGCCCCCUCUAAUGUUGCUGUGGAUAAUUUAGUGGAGAGAUUGGCUCGAUGCAAAGCAAAGGUCCUGAGGCUGGGUCACCCUGCCAGGCUUCUGGAGUCCAUACAGAAACAUUCACUUGAUGCCAUCCUCGCUCAAAGUGACAACGCAAACAUCAUUGCUGAUAUUCGUAAAGACAUGGAUAAAGCUUUCGUGAGUAUUAAGAUGUGUGUUCUUUCUGUGGUUUGUGCUGUCUUGCGUGUUUUAUAACUUAUGUUUUCUUUAUCAAGAUGGGAAUGAAAAAGAUGAAGGAAAAAGGAGAUAGAGGAAACUACAAAAGGGAAAUAGGAGAGCUGAGAAAAGAACUGAAGACGAGGGAAGCAGCAGCCAUCACUCAGAUCCUAAAAAGUGCUGAUGUUGUUUUAUCAACCAACACAGGUCAGUAAUGUCCUCCAGUGAAGGAAAUGUGAUUGCGGUCGCUGAUGAUGAAAGGCAAUCAGAGAGCUCUUGUUUGUGUCUGCAGGAGCUUGUGGUGAUGGUCCUCUUAAGUUCCUGCCGGUGGAGCAUUUUGAUUGGGUGGUGAUAGACGAGUGUGCUCAAGCUCUGGAGAGCAGCUGCUGGAUCGCUCUACUCCGAGCACGCAAGUGUAUUCUGGCUGGAGACUACAAGCAGUUACCACCUACAAUCAAAUCACAGACGUAAAGAAUAGGAUUUCUCUGCAUGUUUUACUAAAGAAACUGUUUUUCCUUUUCAAACCUGAAACAUUUCUCCACAGUUUUAGAUAUUUUUGACUAACUUCUAAUUUUAAAACUAUAUUUCUCAUAUUUCUUUAUACUCCACAGUGCUGCAUCAAAAGGCUUGUCCCUCAGCCUCAUGGAGAGACUGAUCCAGAUGUUUGGGGACUCUGUGGUCCGUAUGCUAACAGUUCAGUAUCGCAUGAACAGUGCCAUCAUGGAGUGGGCCUCUAAAGAGAUGUACCAGGGAAGACUGUCAGCUCACAGCUCUGUAGCAGGACAUUUGUUAAAGUGAGUGAUAUGAAAAUGUCCUCACCUCUGUAUUUCGGCGUCAGAGGAUUCAUUCAAGUAAAUGUUUGUGUCUCUGAUGAAAAGAGAUCUGCCCGGAGUUGUUUCUGUUGAAGAGACCAGCACCCCGCUGCUUCUUAUCGACACCGCAGGCUGUGGUCUGAGUGAGAUGGAGGUCACAGAUGAGCAGUCCAAAGGCAACCAAGGUAGGUCACUUCAGUUGUCAUAAAGCAUAGUUUUAUUACUGUUGGUAUUUGUUGGGUUUAACAGCAUGUUUCUUUUAUUACAAGGUGAGGUGGACAUUGUUGAUCUACACAUAAAGGCCUUGACUGAAGCCGGGCUGAAAGCAAAAGACAUAGCUGUUAUUGCCCCGUACAACCUACAGGUAAGUCUGUGAUUGGAGGAAGGUUACACAUUUCUCAAAUGUAUUCUGAAUUUCUGAAAAUGAAAGAUGUAUAUUUUUCCAAUCAUUAACUAACAUCUUAAAAUAUGGAAUAUUAACUUGUAUAGAGUCAAUUAUAUGGCAAAAAUGAUCUCAGUGAAGCUCAUUUUGAAGUUUUUAUCUCUUAAAGGUUGAUCUUCUCCGUCAAAGACUAUCUGCAAGAUUUCCAGAGCUGGAGAUAAAGUCGGUGGAUGGAUUUCAGGGCAGAGAGAAAGAGGCUGUGGUAUUGUCUCUAGUUCGAUCCAACAGAAAAGGUAAUUUUGCUUAUUUGGUAUUUGUUAUGCCUCACCAUGUCAGUCAUAUUGGUGGGGAUUUUUGGCUUCUUACAGUUUUAAAAACAAAAUAAGCAAGAUAAGUUAUUUCAUAUCAACAUUUUGUUUCAGUGGCAGUAAUGCUGUCGUUUUGUUUUGUGUUAUAAAUCAUAAUCCUUUCCUAAAUGCUUUGGUCCCUCUCUGGAUGCUUAAACUCAUUCACAUAAAUUUAAACAGAUGGUUGACCAAAUGAGUGAAACGGCCUCUGGAUGGAGUAAAUGUUUAUGUGUUCAGUUUUCCAAAACCAUGUGAAGCUUGGAUGUGAGCAUGAUAUCAUGAUCACUACUACCUGGAAUAAUUUGAAUUGUAAUUCUGCUGUAUUAGAGCAUCUGUUAUAUACAUCUUUUGAGUUAUUGUUUUAUGUCACUAGGGGAAGUUGGAUUUCUGGCAGAGGACAGGAGGAUUAAUGUGGCUGUUACACGAGCAAGACGUCACAUCGCUGUGGUUUGCGACACCCAAACUGUCCAGAAUCAUCCUUUCCUGAAGUCCCUCAUAAGUCACAUGACCGAGUUUGGUGAGGUCAGAACAGCAUUUGAAUACAUCCAGGAUAUUGUACCACAGAAUCACACUCGAGACCCCAGAGACGCAAAGCCAAAUGUGACUUCCAGCAGCUCUGGGUCUACCAAACAGAAAGCCAAACAACCGCCUCCCAGUAAGGCAAAGCCAGAACAGAAGUCGUCAAGUGAUAAAGGAAGUGUUGGUACACAGAAGCGCACCAAGUCCUCCCUAACUGCACAGGAAGAGGAGGAGCAAAAACUGAACAGACGAGCUGAGAUCAGAGCACAGGUGGAAGACUUCCUCAAGAACUCAAACCAAAGUGAACUCCAGUUUCCAUCAUCAUUUAAUUCUCACGACCGCCUGCUGGUCCAUGAGAUCGCUGAGGAGCUGGGACUCAAACACGAGAGUAAAGGUGAGGGAAAAGACAGGUGUGUCACUGUCUCAAGGCCGGAGGAGCCAACGCAAGAAGCAGAAGAAGCCCAGGAAGAAGAAACACUCCAAAAUCCCCAAAGAGAGGGAACAAGUCAGCCUGCGUUAGAUCUGAAAAGUUUACAUUUAGAGAGAAUGAAAAGGGAGCAGCAGAAAAGGGAAGAAAGUGCUCAGCAGAAAAAGCUACAGAGCAACAUCUUACCAGCUCAGAGCCAGCCGUCAAAGAAGCCAAAGUCUGCUAAAGGUCUGUAGAAACAGCUGAUAUUUCCGUGUUUUCCUAACCUGCUUGCUCUGAUGUGCUACUACACCUUCAUCUGUACUCUCUCUCUUUUCCCUACUAGGAAAGAACCGAACGAAGGCAGGCGCCUCUGACAUCGCUGCUGCUGCUUCUCCAGAUGACGACUUUGACGCUCUCAUCAAUGCUGUCAAAAAGGCAGACAGUGUGUGCAGUUUUGUGAAGUGCAAAGCUUCUGUACUGACGCUUGGACAGCUUUGUCUAUUCUGCAACAGGCAGUUUUGUCUCAGUCAUCAUAUACCAGAGGUAAGACAGACACAAAACACUGUUAGACUCUGAUAGUUUUUAAUCAUGUUUCAUCACAAAUCACCGCCGGAAAGUGCUUUGUAUUUUUCUGCUCCGAUUGUCACAUUGAAAAUCAUUCACAGGUUCACGGCUGUGGAGAUAAAGCCAAGUCUCAUGCCCGAAUGAGAAUAAGCAAAGAGGGUGUUCUUUACGCCGGGAGCGGAAAAAAAGAUAAAUCGAUGGACCCGAAUAAAAAGGCCUACCUGCAAAGAAAACUGGACUCUAAACUGAAAGAUAUGGCAUCACAGAGGAGACCAAAAAACAAAGAUGAGAGUUAAUGACACCUGCUGUUAACUGCUGAGUUAUUUUCCAUAAAUAAACAAUGUUAGAAGCCGGAAA